AUGUGUAGGGGUUGUCCCCCUAUCAUUCUUGGCGGUCUUACCUUAUCCUAUCCUCGCAGCGUCAGGGGAUUGCCUCCUCGGUUGCAGAGCCCUGGAUGUGUAGGGGUUGUCCCCCUAUCAUUCUUGGCGGUCUUACCUUAUCCUAUCCUCGCAGCGUCAGGGGAUUGCCUCCUCGGUUGCAGAGCCCUGGAUGUCGUCAGGGGAUUGGCUCCUCGGUUGCAGAGCCCUGGAUGUGUAGGGGUUGUCCCCCUAUCAUUCUUGGCGGUCUUACCUUAUCCUAUCCUCGCAGCGUCAGGGGAUUGCCUCCUCGGUUGCAGAGCCCUGGAUGUGUAG
Molecule: messenger RNA, 333 nt
Organism: Nezara viridula (southern green stink bug)
Lineage: Eukaryota; Metazoa; Arthropoda; Insecta; Hemiptera; Pentatomidae
Source: the annotation of a GenBank genome assembly